AUGGUUGUCAUUUCACAGCUGUUUCUUCAUGAGGAAAAAACAUUCAAGACGAGCAGAUAUAGGAAUAUUGCAGAACACCAUGGUCUUAUUUGGGCAAUACUUGAGGAUAUACCAUCAGCCUCGGAGGAGGAGGAUUCUGACUUCCAGCCAAGAUGGAGAAAGCGGAUAUAUGAUGUGAAUCUAGCACAUUUCCGAGAACAGCCAGGGUCAUCAUCAGCUAUGACGGACUUGACGGAAAUAACACCGACUGUGUUUGAUAAGCCUGUUGUCAAAGAAAUGUUAGAAUAUAUUUUUUACCAAACAAAUCUUAAUGCAAUUCAAAAGGAGAAACCCAUUAAGCAUACAACAAUUAGAGAGUUUAAGAUAUUUUUAGGGAUAAACUUACUGAUGGGCAUGAAAAAGAAGGCUUUUUAUCACGAUUACUGGUCAACAGACCCCUGCUCUAGAGACAACUACAUUGCAAAUGCCAUGAACCAUGACAGAUAUACUCGUUUUUUAUCAAAUAUUCACAUCAAUGACAAUUAUAAUAUGCCAAACAGGAAUAACCCAAACUAUGAUAGGCUUUAUAAAAUUAGACCUCUAAUUGAACAUCUGAAUAAACAAUUCCAGACUUGUUACAACCCAAGUCAAAUGCAGGCCAUUGACGAAAGUAUGAUUAAGUUCAAGGGCAGAAAUACCAUCAAGCAAUAUAUGCCUCAAAAGCCUACAAAAAGACCUUAUAAAGUGUGGGUAAGGGCUGGUGAUAGUGGAUAUGUCUGUCAGGCAGAAAUAUAUUGUAAAAGAGAUGGAAAAUAA
Messenger RNA from Penaeus vannamei (Pacific white shrimp), 795 nucleotides. The record is from RefSeq and is a predicted model, not a curated record. Lineage: Eukaryota; Metazoa; Arthropoda; Malacostraca; Decapoda; Penaeidae.